Messenger RNA from Cladocopium goreaui, 839 nucleotides. The record is from the annotation of a GenBank genome assembly. Lineage: Eukaryota; Dinophyceae; Suessiales; Symbiodiniaceae.
AUGGCGGGUCCUAUGAGUCCCGAGAUCUGGGAUGAGUUGAUCCAUCUCAGGGAAGAUCGACAGAAGAUGCUGGAUGCCGUAGAGAAAGCGAAGCAAGAAGGAGACGAAGGUGGUGCAGAGUUCCAAUCCAUGCUGGCCAAUGAGAUCUCUGAAAAGAUCGAGGAGAUCGAGGGCAAGUACGGUUCCUCUCCACCGCUGCCCGGUGCCAAGGCAGUCGCCUCCAAUGGCAAUGCGCUGGUCCCGGUUCAGAGCUUCCCCCCGCGCUUCCCUGCGCCGGCAUCGAUUCCGAAGCUUCCACCGCCCCCUCCCGGCGCAAUGUUGUCCAUGCCUCCAGGCGGCCUUCCAGGUAGCAUCCCUGGUGUGGCAGGGGCAUUGGGCAUGCGACCUCCGGGCUUUAUGGGAGGCUGCGGAACCCUGGGCGUGCCGCCUGUGGUGCCGCCUGUGGUGCUGCCGGUGGCGCCCUUGCGGCCUCCGAACCUCAUCCAGCAGCAGGCUAUGGAAUACGAGCAAACCAAGGCUGCCUCAACGGUUUUGGAGCCCGAGGUCGUAGAGUUGGUUCACUACUUCAAGAUCGGGGACAGGCACGCCAGGAUGCUGAAUGAGCAGCUGAAGCGGCGAAACAAUACCUACGAGGAGGACAUUGCCGCCUUGUACGAGAUCUUGAAGGGCGCCAAAAACCCGGCGGAUCUAUUGAUGGUUUCUAUCCGAUGGAUGGAACAAGGAGUCUUCAGGGGGUGCUUAACUCCAAAUCCCAAAGUGGAGAAGAUCUCCAAGAAAUACAAAUUGGAUGCGCCAUCCGCCUGUAAAUUGGCAGAGGCCGCCCUGGGUCGGAAGGGGAG